This is a messenger RNA of Thelazia callipaeda (thelaziosis nematode), 1014 nucleotides long. Lineage: Eukaryota; Metazoa; Nematoda; Chromadorea; Rhabditida; Thelaziidae. The record is from the annotation of a GenBank genome assembly.
AUGAAUGUAUUUCAAUUCUGUAAAAGUAUUAACUUACAGGAAAAUCAAAACUCUUCGGAUACCGUGACAAACAGCUUAGGACAAGCCUUUACAUUACCAAAAAUUGGAAAAUAUGUUUUUCGAGAACUUUGCAGAUUGAUUCGAGAGUUCAAUAACUGCAUAUAUGAGUCACGACAGCAAUGCCCUAAGCAUAUUACGAUCAGCCUUAUUGAUGCUUCAUAUGGAUUUUUGUGCAGCGAGGGAUAUGAAACUUUCAUGGCAAGCGCAGAUUGUCUGAUAGAUUUGGAUGGACGAUUUCCGCUGAAACAGUGCCACGAAAUCACUUUGAAGAAUAUCGAGGCAGCUAAUGCUCACUCAGGCAUUACGAUUCCGACUCGUUUUAUAAAGAUGUGCCAGGCGAUGGAUUAUUUUUACAAUUGUGUUGAAAAACCUAUCGCAGAAAGUUGUGGAAUUGCUGCAUGGAAGAUGAUUAUUCGUGUUCUACACGACACUACCAAGACCUUACUGCCAGGAUGUCAAUUCACCGUAGAACCCAAUCUUUCGUUUCCGUUACAAUCUCAUCCAUUUGCAUCAUUUCCCACAGCUUCUGAAUUACCCUACAGAAUCACUACAGCUACUGCUGCAUAUACCAUCGAUAAUCAUUUAUUCGUCAUGAAUAAUGUAAAACUUUUGUCUCAGGAAAUAUCAAACAGUAAAGCAGAAAUAAUUCGGUCCAAUGAUGAUGAAAAAGAUAUAAUCAAGCAAUCUCAUUUUGAACGGAAUGAUGAGGAGAAUUUGAGGUUUGUCGUAUCAGCUGAUGAUAAUGCCAACCCAACUACAGACAUGGCAAAUGAGCAGGGUCAUAGGUCAGAAAUUGGCAUCAGUAGGCAUGUUUUCAUCGAUAAGGAUACUGACAUCAGCUACUACGAUAGCGGUAGCAGUAACAGUUUCAUGGAAGAUAAUUCAGCCAAUGAUUCAUAUUCUUACCUAUCUAUUUUAGAAUGUGUUUCACUGCUUGAACUUUGUGAAGAAUAG